Saprolegnia parasitica CBS 223.65 is the source of this 477-nucleotide messenger RNA. RefSeq lists its product as hypothetical. The record is from RefSeq and is a predicted model, not a curated record. Gene Ontology annotation, biological process: monosaccharide transmembrane transport. The transcript has a single exon. Gene Ontology annotation, molecular function: hexose transmembrane transporter activity. Lineage: Eukaryota; Oomycota; Saprolegniomycetes; Saprolegniales; Saprolegniaceae. The coding region runs from base 1 to 477 and encodes 158 amino acids. Gene Ontology annotation, cellular component: membrane.
AUGGACAAGGUCAAGCGCCGCACGCUGCUCGUGUCGGGUCUCUCGGUCAUGGCGGUCGCGUCGCUCGGCGUCGUCUUCUCGCUCAUUUAUGCGAGUCCCGUCAUUUCGCUCCUCUCGACGGCCAUCUAUGUCGGCGCCUUCUCGCUCUCGAUCGGACCCAUGGCAUGGAUGCUCACGGCCGAGAUCUUUCCCGACUUUCUGCACGCCAAGGCCGGCGGCAUCGGCACCAUGACCACGUGGAUCGCCGAUCUCAUCGUCGGCCUCUUCUACCCGUCGAUCGCGGCCACGAACGCGCUCUCCAACUACGCCUUCCUCCUCUUCUUCGCCUUCCUCGUCGGGUACGCGUCGUUCACGUACGUGAUGCUCCCCGAGACGUCGCACAAGACGUCGGACGAGAUCCAACUGCUCUUCAACCCGCUCCCGGUCAUGUCGCCCAAGGCCCAAGUCGAAUUGGACCCGUACGCGAGCAUCGACUAG